Molecule: messenger RNA, 1791 nt
Organism: Plasmodium relictum
Lineage: Eukaryota; Apicomplexa; Aconoidasida; Haemosporida; Plasmodiidae
Product: conserved Plasmodium protein, unknown function
Exons: 1
Coding region: 1-1791 (596 amino acids)
Cellular component (GO): small-subunit processome
Molecular function (GO): protein binding; snoRNA binding
Source: RefSeq, a predicted model, not a curated record
AUGAAAUUUCAUAAAAGAAAAAAAGUACAUAAAAAAAGCAGAAACAAUAAUAUCAAUCAUACAAAAGAUAUUAAUGAUUCUGAAAUAGAAUCAGAUGAUAUAUUAUCAUCAGUAGCCUCAGAUGAGAAUAAUUUGGCUCUUUUAAAUAAAAGAAAAAAAUUAAAUGAUGCAAUAAAUGAUGAUAUAAGCCAUGAUGAUGUAACUGAUAAUGAUGAUUCUAAUGAUGAUAAAAAUGAAGAUAUUUUUAACAAUCCAGAGGAGAGAAAAAUAUAUUUAGCUAAAAAAUAUCUAAAAGAUUUAGGUGUUCAAAGUUCAGAUGGAGAAAAUUCUUCAGAGACAUCGUUAAACAAUGAAGAUGAACAAAAAUCAAGUAAAUUAAGUGAUGAUGACUUUUCUUCUGAUGAAAAUGAAGAAAAAAAAAAAAAAAUAAGUAAAAUGUUGAUGGAAAAAGAAAAAUCAAAAAAUCGCAAGUCUCUUUUAAAUUUAGGAAAUAAAAUAAAAUUAUUUUAUGAUGAAAAAUUAUCCACAAAAUUAUUAAAUAGCAAUAAAAAAGAUACAAAAAAUAGCAACAUAUUAAAUAAUAAAAUUGAUGAAAAUGUCAUAUUUUUUCGUGGUCACAAGAAAAGUGUUACUUGUGUUGCAUGUCCAGAUUAUAAUUUAUCUUUUAUGGAUCAAUAUGACUAUACAUAUAAUAAAUAUAAAGGAUAUAAUAAUGGAAAAUUUUAUGAACAUGAUGAUAAUGCUGAAAAUUAUUCCAUGGGAUGGUAUAAUAGUAAUAAUAAUGAUAGCGAUGUAAACUAUAAAGAAAAAAUUAUUGAACCUAAAAUAUUUGAAAAUACAUCAAUUAGUACAAUUUAUACUGGUGGUAAAGAUGCUUGUAUUAUUGAAUGGGAUUUAAUUAAAGGAGAAAAGGUUCAUAUUUAUAAAGGAUACUCAAAUUCUUUUGUAGAAUAUGGGAAUAAAGGUAUAAAUCAUUUUAAGAGCGUGAUGGAUAUUUAUUGUCAUAAAUUUAAUUCCUUUUUUAUAUCUGUUGGUUCAGAUAAUUUAAUAAAUGUAUGGGAUAACAGAAUAAAGAAGAAAUGCACAAAUUCAAUUGUUGGUCAUAAAAAUAUUAUAAGUGGAAUAAUUGGAUGCAAUGAAACUACUGAUGAAUUAAAUAUAGAUCAUAACUUUUUUACAUCAUCUUAUGAUAAAACAAUUAAAUUAUGGGAUUUACGAUUCUUUGAUAAAUGUUUAAAUACCUAUUUAGGUCAUACCAAUAAUAUUUUGAGUAUGAAUUCCAUAUGUCAAAAUAAAUUAGUAACUAGUUCUAGCGAUUAUACAUUACGUGUAUGGAAUACAAAAAAUGAUAAUCACAUUUUGUAUAGUAUAAAUUACGAAAUUAUCGAAUCUUGUUGUACACUUAAUAAUAAAAUAUUUAUUGCUGGAACAUUUUCUGGUCAUAUUUAUAUUUUUACAUCUUCAUAUAAAAAACCUAUUUACAUACAAAAAAAUGCUCACAAUGCAUCUUCAAUAACAGCCCUUAUAAGUAUUCCUUUCACGAAUAUAUUUAUUUCUGGAUCUUAUGAUGGAUAUGUUCAUUUUUGGGAAUAUAAAAAUAUUAACAAAAUAGUUGGAAAUGUUAAUAAAAUUAUGACUGUUCAAAUAUAUGGUACUGUUAAUAAAUUUUCAUUUUCACACAAUUAUAAAUAUUUAUUUGUAGCUGUUGGUAAUGAAAUGAAACAUGGUAUUUGGACAAGAACAAAAAACAAAAAUGGAUUAGCUAUUAUACCCCUACAUUUUUUAUCCUAA